Messenger RNA from Carassius carassius (crucian carp), 1884 nucleotides. RefSeq names its product cytokine receptor-like factor 3. The transcript is spliced from 9 exons. Gene Ontology annotation, molecular function: protein binding. NCBI's taxonomy places the organism in Eukaryota, Metazoa, Chordata, Actinopteri, Cypriniformes, Cyprinidae. The record is from RefSeq and is a predicted model, not a curated record. Bases 132 to 1466 code for a protein of 444 amino acids.
UGGAUGACAGGUUUGUAUCACAAUGAAAAUACGUGCCUCGAUCUCUUUACUGUUGCCAGGGCGUCAAUGGCGGAACUCCGCGGCAGAAGUUAAUAUGACACAAGACAGGAUCGUAUAAGAGGUCAGCAAGGAUGUCAAUAGAGGCAGAGGCGUUGCUGCAGGAGGCGAAGGAGAGCAUUGAAGCAGCCCAAAACUACAGGAGUGAGCUACAACAGAGACUGCACGGACUCAGUCAGGCACGCAAACAGGUGCGCGGCAGUGCCAGUCAGACGGGUGAGGCUCUGCAGCGGCACUUUCAGGAGCUACAGACGGCAGUGAGUCGACUGCUGACCGAGAGGCUGAGUGCUCUGCUGCAAGAGGUGGACAGCAUCGAGCUGGACAGUGUCAGUCCCUUAGAUGACUGUCAGAAGCUCAUUGAGCAUGGAGUCAGCACAGCUGAUGAGCUGCUUCGAGAGGGGGAGGCUGCCAUCCGCUGUGGCAUAAAUGAGAAGGAGGACAAGCUGGGCAGCUUCACUAAGAAAGCCCUACAGAUCCAGUUGGACAGUCUGCCCGAGGUGCCUGCGCUGGUGGACGUGCCGUGUCUGUCUGCGCAGCUGGACGACUCUUUGCUGCAUAUGUUCCGUACACACGUGGCUCGGCACGGCAGCGUGGCCUCUCAUCCGCCCGUCCAGAUUGAGGAGCUGGUGGAAAGACCGGGUGGUGUGCUGGUGCGCUGGUGCAAGGUGGAUGAUGACUUCUCCCCGCAGGAUUACCGGUUGCAGUACCGUCGUGGUAACUCUUCUCAGUAUGAGGACACGUACAUUGGAAAAGACACCGAGUUCCUGGUGCUCCAGCUUGACCCGCACAUUGACCACCUGUUUCGUGUGUGUGCCAGAGGAGAGGGCCGAACCGAAUGGAGCCCGUGGAGCAUCCCGCAGACCGGCUACACCACACUCGCACCCCACGAAUGGCUUCCAGGCGUGGAUGGUUACAUUUUAAGCAGUAGGAAGAACAUCGCCAUGCGCAAUGACUCAUCGCCUGGUCACGGGGGUGUUCUGUACUCCAACUCCCCCUCGUACUUCUGUGGCCAGACCCUCACCUUCAAGAUCACAGCUGCUGGACAGACAGAUAAGCGUGACAGUUUGGGUGUGUGUGCGGACAGCAGAACUGCCACAGACUCACUGCAGAGGGAUCAGGCGGUCUGCAUUUCCACUAAUGGUGCCGUGUUUGUGAAUGGAAAGGAGAUGACCAACCAGCUUCCAGCCAUCACUGUUGGCUCUUCUGUGACCUUUGACAUGGAAGUAGUCAACCUCUUUCCUGUGAGCAACAAUAACAACCCCAGCGAUGGUGGCAACUUCAAGCUGAGGGUGACGAUUGGCUCAGGGAACAGGGAAGUGGUGUUUGAUUGGCUGCUGGAUCAGGUGGUGGACAGCCUUUUCUUUGGCUGCUCCUUCACGCACCCUGGAUGGAAAGUGCUGGUGUUUUGAUUGUUGCAUGAUGAAAGAUGAUCAGUCUGAUGGAAUCCAAGACCUCAAGUUUUAUUUAAAUGUUAUCAAACAUCCCAAGUGCUUACAGUGUUCAGAAGUCACUUUUACCCUUUUUCUUAUUAUCAGCACCACGUAUCGCUGCAUUAGACUUUGUUCUGAGGUAUGAUGCCAACCACUACUCUUUGACCUCAUUACAGAUGGACAGGUGUUGUGGUAUUUGCAUAACAGUAAAUAUUUGCAAAAGAGACUGUUACGUGUUGCAAAGCAUGCUGGUCUGGUUUACCACAGAAAAUAAUCUACUGUGAAGUAUUCAGAGAUCAAAGGCACUCAAAAAAUAAAAAAAUUCCCGCUUUAUAAAUAACGACAAAGGUGAAUUUUUUACGCUCAGACAAUCUUUUCUGCUUUUGAGUUUUCUCAA